Drosophila eugracilis is the source of this 3941-nucleotide messenger RNA. RefSeq lists its product as uncharacterized. Gene Ontology annotation, cellular component: mitochondrion. Gene Ontology annotation, biological process: tricarboxylic acid cycle; isocitrate metabolic process. The record is from RefSeq and is a predicted model, not a curated record. Lineage: Eukaryota; Metazoa; Arthropoda; Insecta; Diptera; Drosophilidae. The transcript has a single exon. The coding region runs from base 1566 to 3746 and encodes 726 amino acids. Gene Ontology annotation, molecular function: isocitrate dehydrogenase (NAD+) activity; NAD binding; magnesium ion binding.
CCUAACUAAAUGACAGAGCAAACAGGGAAAUGCUAUCUGUUUGCCUUUGCUGGUUAAAUAUAUGAACUAGAUACAGAUAUCGGUUAUAUCUGUGGUGGUAAGUCAGUAGUUCAGUAUUAGAUAAGGCCUUCGAAUGCGCAGUCAACUAGACAGCUUGGCAGCGAUGCCAAGACCCCUGAGCCGAAUCAUAAUUCCGGAGGUGUUCGUGCGUGGAUGAGUUAAGCCCCGGGCAGAGGGAUCAUCAAUCAUUAAAUAAUAAAUGUGCGACUUAACGCCAACGCUUAAAAGCAGCGACUAACUAAAAAGCAAAAAAUAAUCAUAAAAACAAUAGAGGUCCCCCCCUACGCUAAGAGCGUUAUAGAAAUCCACCGAAUAUGAAUAUAAAUGCGAUUUUGAGAGCUCUGCCAGAACAGUAGGAAAAUUUAAUAAAAAAAAACUUGAAAAAGGGAGGAAAGGCGGGGGAGGAGCUGCCGCUGCCGUUGCCGCUGCUCCUGCUGCUUUGUCUGCAACUCGAUGCCACCAUUCACUUUUCGUUAUUAAUAUAGCAUAUAUAUAUAUUCCUUUUUUGGUUAAAAUUAUGCUAAUCCGUUGAAAUAUGAUUAUGCCGAAUGACAGCAACAACAGCGUGACGGGGGCGGUUAACAGAGGGCGUGGUUGGUCGGUCGCAUAACAUAUAUACAUAUGUCGGCAGGUGUGCCCAUUAAAACGACGGGCUUGUGCAUAAUUUGAUUGCCUUUCGCAGCUAAUUUCGUUUACUGGGAAACCCAAGAGCCCAUCCAGCCAGGCCAGCACUCUCGUCUAAUUAAAUACACGACGGGAAAUUUUCAUAUUAAAUCAUUCGUCGUUGAGUUCUUCUGCUGCUCUCUCCGGGGUUCAGGCCGAAACUUUUUCAAUUAAACGAAAGUCGAAAGGCGACCUUCAAGGCAAACAAAUUUCCAAAAUGAAAUUGCAGGCGAAAAAGUAAUUUAAUUAGCUUAACCCAAAUAGGAAUAAACAAAAACGGAAACCGAAUCAGAGGAAAAGUCCUUUUCAGCGUCUGCAAAUGGAAAUCGAAAGGGUUUCCCGACUGGCCAGAAAACUCUCUCGUCGCGUGCUUUUCUUUUCUGGCCAAGAAAGUUUCACUUCUUUUGAAACGGCGGUGCCAGUCGCCAAACUUGGAGGCGCCAAAAGCAAAAAGGCAAAAAGCCAGAGAGCCGGAGUUGGCAAUAAUAAAAGUAAAAACAAAGCUGGCCUAAAAGCUAUGCAAAUUGGAACUGGAAUUCGAGGCGAUACGGCCAAGUGUUGACUUCCGUCAUCAGCAAAUGAAUUUUUUAAAGUUGUCAAAAGGGAAAGGAAGGAGGUUUUAGUUUCAGGAUCAUGGGAAACAGACAUGCAAUCGUUGUUACUAAGUUAAGAGUCACACUAAACUCGUUUUAGAUUUAUAGAUUUUAAAAGCAGUUGAGAUCAGAUUGAGAUUUUGACAAUAUCCCCUGGGUUAAAAAGUCACGCAUCUGCCAAUUUAUAGUUUUUUCAACAAUUACAAAAUAUACUUCCAGGCCGUAAUUUGAUCAAAAUUUCAGUAGACCAUGUCCGGCAAUUUGUUCAAAUGCACCGCUCUUGGCCGGCAUUCUAGAACAGCGGGAUUACAUAACAGUCGAAAGAUUCUACGGCUUUUAGACGAUGCCUUCAUUCGAUUUCGACAGCCCUUUUUCGAGUCCUGGCGUCGUCGUCAGCGCUUUGAGAAUUAUGAGAAAAGAAAGAUCCCGUCACGGCAGCAAGUUCCAAGGAUACGGCGGGAUCGCUUUCCAGAGACUCCUGUCUACAAAACACCCGACUGUGUGCCCGGAAAGGAUGAGGUGCUUGUGCCCACUCGCAUCCAGCCACCACGGAACUCAAUGUGUUUCUCAGCUGUACGAUUUUAUAGUUCAUCCUCGAUCGAUGGAGAUUCUGGCGAGCCACCGGAAGAUCGUAAGGGAAAACUUAUCAAGUUCACGGUGGGUUCUCGUUCAGAAAAGGAACAAGCAGGAAAGGUUGAGAUAUCGGAAAAGGAGCCGUUAGCCUUUGGCGAAAAUGAAUCAUCCCAGUCAGAUUGCAUAUCAGAGCUCUCGGGAAUAUCCUCGAUCAAGGAAUCAACUCCAGACAACCAGACCCCGGAGGCCUUCGAUAAAGCGGGAGAAGACGAUGAAGCUGAAAAGCUUAUACUAAAAUCAAUCAUAAAGUCCAUAGACUCAUUAACGGAUGAAAUAACUGGAAAAUCGAGUGAUCCCUCAGGAAUCCAGUCACAGCCACCGGAACUAAGCCAAAGUGGAGUCAAACCGCCGACAGGAGGUAAGCCACCUACCAAACCGCCCUCAGGACCUACUACUCCCUCAGGGCCUAAGAAUCCAGCAAAAGGGCCACCCUCUGGGAAACCUAGUCCUCCACUGAAACAGAAAAAAGCUGGUCCAAGCGGGACAAAGCCACCUACUGGAAGUAAGCCACCCAGUAAAGCUCCCACUAAACCUCCCAGUAAACCAGCUGCAGCCAGUAAACCUCCCAGUAAACCAGCUGCAGCUAGUAAACCUCCAAAUAAACCUCCUGCUAAACCGGCAGCAAAGGCAGGAGCUCCAAGUAAGCCUACUACUGGAAGUACUCCUCCGAGUAAGCCCCCAGCAAGUAAGCCUCCUGGCAAGUCACCUCCAGGACCCACGGCGCCAACAGGUGGUCCAAAAGGCGGAGCAGGAGGCAAGUCUGGCAAGUCAGGAGGUGGACCAAGAGUCAUAACUCUAAUGCCUGGUGAUGGCAUCGGACCGGAGAUCUCAAUGGCCGUCAUAAAAAUUUUGGAGGCAGCAAAAGCGCCUUUGAUCUUUGAACCCGUAGACGUAACCCCAGUGACGAACAGCAGAGGUGAGACAUCGAUACCGGAAGAGGUGAUCGAGAGCAUGAACCGAACGAAGGUGGGCCUGAAAGGACCUCUGAUGACUCCUGUCGGUGGUGGCUUCCGCUCCCUUAAUCUUACGCUCCGCCAAACCUUUAACCUUUACGCCAACAUUCGACCUUGUCGAUCUCUGCCAGGAGUGGAGACCAUAUACGGUGAAGUGGACAUAGUGACCAUUCGCGAGAACACCGAGGGUGAAUACUCAGGCAUCGAGCACACCCUGGUCAACGGUGUGGUGCAGAGCAUCAAGCUGAUCACCCGCGAAGCCUCGCUACGGGUGGCCGAGUACGCCUUUCAGUAUGCCAUUGCCAUGAAACGGAAAAAGGUUACAUGCGUUGCCGAAUCUCAAGUCAUGCGGAUGUCUGAUGGGUUAUUCCUGCGAUGUGUCAAGGAGAUGGCCCAGAAGUAUAAGAGCAAAAUGGAUGAGGCGGGUGUUGUCUUCGAGGAGUCCAACAUGACCACCGUAUGUCUGAAUAUCGUCCAAGAUCCCAAACGCUACGAUAUUCUAGUGCUGCCCAAUCUGUAUGGUGAUAUUAUUUCGGAUACUUGUGCUGGCUUGAUCGGUGGAUUGGGCCUUACACCCUCGGGAAAUGUGGGCACCAAUGGUGCCAUUUUCGAGUCUGUCCAUGGAACUGCUCCGGAUAUUGCUGGCAAGGACAUGGCCAAUCCCACUGCCCUGCUACUGUCCUCCGUGAUGAUGCUGCACUACAUUGGCUUGCACGAGCAUGCCGAUAAGAUAGAACAGGCCGUGCUGAAAACCAUCAGGGACGAUAACAUCCGCACCGUGGACUUGGGCGGCAAAGCCAAGUGCUCGGAGUAUACCGAUGCCCUGAUCAAGAAUCUCAAGUGAUCUUUAAGGAAUCCCCAUCAUUGUGUAAAACUCACUUAAAGUUAAAGUUGUCCUUUUAUUAACCUUACGGGUUUGCCCUUACUUAGUUUUGUUAACUCUCCUGCUGACUAAAAUCAACCAUCGUAGUACCCCUUCUUUCCUUAUUCCUAUAUUUUGGAAAUUCAAUAAAAAAAACGUCUCCCUUUCGUUGCAAAA